AUGGCUUCCAAGAUGCCCCCUAGUCAGGCCAGUUCAGGCCCCCCUUGGCUGCCCACGGUAUGGGCUUUGGGCGGAAAAUCCGAGUUACAUAUCGACGUACCCAUAACGGCCGUCUUGCUUCUCUUCUACGUCUGCGGAGCAGCGACUCAUAUGACCAUUUUCCAAUUGAAUAGAAGACGCGGCCAUAAAUUUCUUUUCUCUGCGGUACUCUUUGGUUUCUGCAUGGCCCGGACCGUAACUUGCAUCCUCCGCAUCUCCUCUAUCUGCAAGCCGCACAACAUCCGACUUGCUAUCGCCGCCUCGAUCUUCGUAGCGGCCGGUGUACUGCUAAUCUUUGUCAUCAAUCUGGUAUUCACACAGCGCCUCUUACGUGCUGCGCAUCCUCAUUUUGGCUGGCAUCGUGCCUUAUCGCUGGCACUGAAGGCUAUUUAUGUCCUGAUCGUUCUCACCCUUGCCAUAGUCAUCACUGGAACGGUAGAAUCCUUCUACACUCUUCGGCCUAGGACGCGUAAAAUCGAUCGCAGUCUCCAGCUCUACGGCUCUACCUUCUUGGCCAUAAUCUCGUUUCUACCCAUCCCAAUGGUCAUUUUCGGUCUUCUGGUACCCCGCAAGACGCGGGUCGAAAAGUUUGGCCAGGGUCGCUUUAGAACAAAGGUCAUCGUCCUUCUUCUCGCAGCGUUUUCUGUCACUCUUGGUGCUUGGUACCGCUGCGGAACGUCAUGGAAGACACCGGUACCUCGAACGGAGCCCCUUCCAGGCUAUUUCUCACGGGCCUGCUUCUACGUCUUCAACUUUGUUGUUGAGAUUCUUGUAGUAUAUCUCUACGCCAUCCUAAGAAUUGAUCUGAGAUUCCACAUCCCCGACGGCGCGAAGGGUCCGGGGUCAUAUGCUGCGGGCCAGAAGCAGGACGGGGACAAGGAAGAGCAAGGCCGGCGAAUCAGCAGGGUCUAUACCGAGGAAGAGACAAGUCUGCGUCCACUCCGGAGCAACCGCCUUUAG
Molecule: messenger RNA, 999 nt
Organism: Mytilinidion resinicola
Lineage: Eukaryota; Fungi; Ascomycota; Dothideomycetes; Mytilinidiales; Mytilinidiaceae
Exons: 4
Coding region: 1-999 (332 amino acids)
Source: RefSeq, a predicted model, not a curated record